GUCGAGAUGUCUCGUGUUAUUUAGAGCCUCAUGAUUCAGUUUAUAGUACUGGCGGUGUUGUAUAAGUGGGUCCUUUGUGGUGCCGCUACGAUACAUGGAAGAUACACAAAAUCCAUAAAAGAUUACCACCUAUCGAUUCCGCAUAAGCUUACGCCGGAUGGUGAAUUUUCAACUUUUUAUUUGCCUCAUUACCACGACCAUAAAAUGGAACGGUACAAGGAUAGGCAAAAACGCACAGCAGAUGAUCCAGAAAUGAUUCAUUAUGGUAUUCUAAUAAACGAUGAUUUGCAUCAUCUCGAACUAUGGCCCAACAGACAAUUUUUACAUCCCGGUUUAGUAGCUGAAAGUAGAGACCCAGAAGUCGAUAUUAAAAAACGACAAGUCAGGACUUUGAAAAAUAAGAGACUUUGUCAUUACACUGGACGAGUUAAAGACAUGCCUGAAUCCAGAGCGGCCCUUUCGACUUGUGACGGUUUGGCAGGCUAUAUUGUUAUCAACAACAAAAAGUACUACAUUGAACCUGUUGAUGAACAUUCUCCGAAUUCCAAGGGACAUCACUUACACGUUGUCUAUGAUAGAGCGCCUAAUGAUAAUAGGCAUUUUUGUGGCACAAAUACGUCUUGGGAAGAAGCUAUUAAGAAUAGAUUUAGGGAAGAACUCAAGAAAGGCAAAGAUAUAUUUAAAGAAAAAAGGACCGCUCCUACUUCAGACAGAUAUUUGGAAGUAGGUGUAAUAUGUGACAAGAAAUUUAUGCUUCAUCAUAAAGGCAAAGAUGUAGAGUUGUAUGUGAUGACAAUCAUGAACAUGGUUUCCGAUUAUUAUCAUGACUCGUCAGUAGGCCACCAAAUUGACGUAGUUAUCGUGCGAAUAAUUUAUCUCGAAAAAGAAGAAGAAGAAAUCGAUUUAGAAAUCAACAAAGACGCUGGUAAAACUCUGAGAAGCUUUUGUGAUUGGGCUAUUAAAAUCAAUAAUCCCGAAGAUAGCUCUAAUCAUUAUGAUAUGGCUCUAUUACUCACCAGGUACGAUCUAUGCGGAGACGGCGAGAAAGACUGUGACCUUACCGGCUUGGCCUACGUCGGUGGAGCAUGUUCUGAACGCGAACAAUGCGGUAUCAACGAAGAUGGUGGACUUGUGCUUAGUGUUAUUGUUGCUCAUGAAAUUGGCCAUUUGAUGGGUUCCGAUCAUGAUGGACAGGAAACGUCGUGCUCAGUACAAGAUAGUGAUGGUUCGUAUUUUGUAAUGUCGCCCACAGUUAGUACCUACACUUUGCGUUGGUCGUCGUGUAGCAGGAACAUGAUAACUGCUUUAUUGGAUAACAAUCUGGGCCAAUGUCUGAGCGACAUCCCCGACUUCAAUUUGUACCCAUUCAGCGACAAUAUGCCCGGCGUCGUCUACGAUGCCAGCGAACAAUGCAAGUUUAUGCUACCCGCAAGUACGGGAGUUUGCAAAGGAUUAAAGGAGAAAGUUUGCGAACAUCUUGUAUGCCAAAUUAACAAAAAGGAAUGUGUCGGAAAAAACGAUAUAGCUGCUGACGGAACGAAGUGUGGAGAGAAUAAGUGGUGCUUCAAAAAGAAGUGCAUCGAAAUGGGUGCAAGACCUGAAGCUAUCAAUGGAGGAUGGGGCGAUUGGGGUUCUUGGACAGAUUGUACAAGAACCUGCGGAGGAGGUGUUUCUUAUUCUGAGAGAGACUGUAAUAAUCCGGUACCUGCAAAUAAGGGAAGAUUUUGUCAAGGGGAGAGGCGCAAAAUUAAAAUUUGCAAUCCGACGCCGUGCCUUGAUGAUUCACCAACGUUCCGUCAACAACAAUGCUCCGAGCAAGACCCGAAGCCAUGGAAUAAUCAGUUUCAUACUUGGACAUCCAGUUUUGAUGAAAGCAAACCUUGCGCUUUGUAUUGCGUCAACGAAGAAAAUGUUUUGAGCAUGCUCGAAGCUGUUGUUAAAGAUGGAACUCCUUGCAAACUUGGUACUAGGAAUAUGUGUAUUUCUGGAGUAUGUAGACUAGUAGGCUGUGAUAGUGUCCUCGACUCCGAAGCUGUUGAAGAUCUUUGCGGAGUUUGUAAUGGCGAUGGAACUCAAUGUAGAAUUAUAGAAGCGACUUACAAAGAUAUUGGAAAUGGUUACACCAAAGUUGUCGUAAUACCUGCUGGAUCAAAAAACGUGAAAGUUGAAGAAAUGGCACCAUCUAUCAAUAUUAUAGCUAUUUCUGAUAGCACUGAAAAGAAAUUUUAUUUAAAUGGAGACAGUACUGAAUCUGAAGAUGGAGAAUACAAAAUCGGCAAAAAUAUAGGAGUAUACACUCACAUAGAGCCUAGGAGAGAGAGGUUUGUCAUGCGCGGGCCUGUUAAAGAGGAUAUAGUGCUAUUUAUUGCAUUUUUUGAACAAGAAAAUCCAGGGUAUACUUAUAGUUGGGCUGAACCUAGCAUUGAUUCAACAUACGAACCACAUUAUCAUUGGGAAAUUGGAGAGUACGGUGACUGUUCUCUUAUUUGCGGUGGUGGUACCCAAAUAGCAACCAUAAAUUGCAUGGAAGAAAAAGCUGGAAAAGUUAGCUCUAACUUCUGUUCCGGAUUAGAUCAACCUAAAGCCGUGACAAAAAAUUGCAACGAACAACCAUGCAAAAAGAAAUGGAAAGUUGGUGCUUGGGGCCAAUGCAGAGCCUGUAAAAACAAGGGUGGCGUUAGGGCGAGGCCUGUUGAGUGUGUUCAGGAAACAUCCAAAAAAGGAGCUGAUGAUAUUAUUCUUGAAGAUUCAGAAUGUGAAGGUCAAAAACCAGGUUCUGUUGAGCUUUGUGAAACCGCUGAACUAUGUGCAAGAAAAAGGAUGAUUUCUUAUAUUCCAAGGCAAUAUCAGAAAAGUAUCUGGGCUCAGAUGAAUAAAAUAUUCUCCUGGAAAAAGAGAAAUGCUAGAAAUAUUACACAAGCUAAAGAUGGAAUCAAUGGUGAAUCAAAACACAUUGGUCAGAUGGUUCAUGAUUUUAAACCAUUAGACGAACAAGUCGUUAUAAAAUACACAGUGAAGCCCAAUCCAAUGAAUACAAAUCUUUCUGAUAACGCAAACGCACAAGUUGGCGAUGCGUUGAGCGAUGUAAUUGAUUUGGAGCACAAGACUGUUUUCAAAGGCAAAGAUGCUGCUAAACUAAAGCACGUUCUUCAAAAUACUUCAAAUGGCACAUUGAAGUUCAGUUGUCAUAAAAAAGAUGGUAAGAACUGAAACUUGAGAAAAACUACGUGAAGGAGACAGAUAGUAGGUUGGACCUUUUUAUGAAUUACCUAUUUAUUAAGUUUUAUUUUAUAUUAUUUUAUACAAAAUAUUUGAUAUUUACAGUAAAAUAAAC
Messenger RNA from Ceutorhynchus assimilis (cabbage seed weevil), 3334 nucleotides. Lineage: Eukaryota; Metazoa; Arthropoda; Insecta; Coleoptera; Curculionidae. The record is from the annotation of a GenBank genome assembly.